Messenger RNA from Cottoperca gobio, 2686 nucleotides. RefSeq names its product transmembrane protein 125b (gene tmem125b). The record is from RefSeq and is a predicted model, not a curated record. The coding region runs from base 705 to 1409 and encodes 234 amino acids. The transcript is spliced from 2 exons. NCBI's taxonomy places the organism in Eukaryota, Metazoa, Chordata, Actinopteri, Perciformes, Bovichtidae.
ACUCAACCGACGAGAUGGUGUUCCCGUGUGAUGAGAGAUGGAGAUGGGGGGUGGGGGGUGUCCUCUGUUCUGCCUGGCACUGGGGAAGUGAAUGUGAAGAGGGCACAGACGAUCAAUCUGUGACGCUAGUAUAGUCACUGUGGUGAUCAUGAGCAGACAUGUGGGCAGUACACAGACACAACACCCAGCCUGGCUGUCAACCACAUCAUCACUUCUCUGCUUACAGUGAGUAUUACACAGUGGGAGUCCAUGCUACGCUUUGACUGGGGGUUCUUGCUGUUUUUCUGCCUCCAGCGUGAAGUCAGGAUAAUUCUACCAUCAAGAAGAAGAGUUUCACCCCUGAGAGCAGCUUAAGCAAAUGAAAUGUACCAGUUCCCCUUGAACUUUCCUUGAAGCUGGAUUAUUUCUACGUGAAACGCUAAUUUACAGAAUGUAGCAACAAGACCAAACAACUGUAGGAUCUUCCAAACUUACUAUUGUAAUGCUUUGACAAGGAUGGCAUAAUGGGAUACAGAUGGAUGGACGGCAGCACAUGACACUCAUCUAACACCAAGUGAGUAACUAUUCGCACAGAAGCUGAGAUGAAGCGGAGGCUGCUGAUGACACAGCUACAGUUAUAUAGAUGUGGUGAAUAGAACAGUAACACUUAGAAAUCAUGUUUUUCUGAGCAUUCUUACAAGGUGUCUGUCUGGUUUUCGCCUGACAUGCAGAGCUUCUACCAGCCCCGCCACACCACCCGUCCCCCCCCAGCUCUCUACCAGGACCCCACGCUGAUGCAGCGACGUGUCCUGGAAGAUCAAGUGGAGCUGUGGUGGUUCAGAGAGCCACGCCGCUCACUGCUGUGCUACUGCGCCUCCGUAGCCCUCAUACUGGGGCUGGGCCUCGGUGGCGUGGGCCUCCUCUCCACCACCACCAGUCUGUCCGGGGAGUGGCGCCUCGGGGUGGGCACUACCCUCUGCCUCUUAGCCCUGGCUGUUCUUCUCAAGCUGCUUCUCAGCUCUGCCAUCCAGGACAUGAACUGUGUGCACAGCUGGCGUCGCAUCGACCAGCUGAAGAGCGGCGGAAGGGCUGACCCUGCGCUGAUGUUGGCUGUGGGGCUGGCAGUGAUGCUCUGUGGGACGGUGCUUCUCUGUGUGGCCACCGUCGGCAGCCCAGGUUAUGACAGCAAGGAGAUGUUGGUGUCCAGCCUGGUGCUGAUGGCUGCUGGGGCAGGCAUGGCUCUAGCUGUAGUGGGCUACAGCGUGCUCGUGUACCUUGAAAGAAGAAGGGAGCAGAGGAGGAGGAGGAUGAUGAGAAUGAGCAGAGUGAGGAUGCUGGGAAGUCGAACUGUCAGGGUGUUCAGCGUCUCAGGAGGACAGAUGAGCCCAGCCAGGAGAGAGACAUCCUCCAGCAGGACCAGCCUGAUCUGAAUGGACUCAAUGGGCAAAAUCACUCACAGAAAAAAGGAUCAAAGAAUCUUUGAAAGGAAAUAAAACAAAACAAAGAGAUGACUUUAGGAGUAUCUUUCCAGUCUUUUUGUUCACAUUAGCAUAAAAAUGACUUCUGUUGAACAUCACCAAAAGAAUACCUGCAAAUAGUUUGUAAAAGAACAACAAUGACGCUAAACACUUUUUUAAACAAUGGCUCAAUGUGAUGAACACACACCUGCAUGUCUGAAUACACCAUUUUGGUACAUUUGCGUAAUUAUGGUUGAAAAUAAAUGUUCAGCAAGUGUUCACAUCAAAACCAAACAGCACUUCUUGGAUUCUCUGUGUUCAUGAUGUUCUCUCCCACUAACUCAAAACACAUUUGUGUUGUUUUCACGGUAACAUUACUGCAUUCUCAACAGAUUCUUACUGUAUACGCUGUGUACAGUAUGUUACUGUAGAUGUUCUAUGCAUUAUGUGAAGAUAUUACUGUGAAUUUAAAUUAGGAAUUUAUUAUAAGAACUGGAAACACAACAGAACAUGUUUCUUUUAGCUUUCAGGUUUAUUUCCGAGGUAUGGGGCUCUCUGAAUAUGUCCAGAAAUACUGCUACCGCGAGUUCCCGCCCUGCACACUGGAGGAAAGUUUUACAAAUAUAAAAGAGUCAUAAUUGACAUAGCUUGUUUGCUGUUUGAGUAGUUUUACAGACGUCGCUUCUAUAAUGAUGGCCUUUGGGAAAAAUGCUCUUUGGUCCACAUGGGGAGUUUUCGUUACGAUACUGAGAGUGGCAAUUGGCAAAAUUUGGAGGCUAAGCUAAAGGGGCGGGGCCAUAUCCAAGUCUUACUAUCCAUGAUCUCGAAACAACCUCAAACCUCCCACUUGAAUGUAUUUUUGUGCAAUAUUUUUGUUUUAUUCUAAGUUUUAACAUCAAAUUUUGCUUACGACUUGCGGUAUCUGUGACAUUUUGCACACACUCCUCAGUUGAAGCUCUCAGGAGGAAAGAGCGCAUUUGCCAGAGAGAGCCUGUUCUGUCGUGUCACCGUGUCCGUCUGCUGACCUGCCACAUGCCGCAUCGUUAAUAUCUAGAGCUGCCAUUCUGUGAGACCAAUAAAUCCAUCUUCAGGAUUCCACCCGGUGGCACCAUAUGUCCAUUAUUGCUAACCAGCGUACCAUGGCCCAUUGUUGUAGUAUGGACCGCUAAAAUGACUGGCUUUAUCUAAAACAGAUCUGUUUAUAUUGUUGUGAUAUUUUUCUGUAUUAUUCUUACUGUAUUGUUCAAAUU